Molecule: messenger RNA, 1138 nt
Organism: Prosopis cineraria
Lineage: Eukaryota; Viridiplantae; Streptophyta; Magnoliopsida; Fabales; Fabaceae
Product: protein TIFY 10A
Exons: 5
Coding region: 228-923 (231 amino acids)
Biological process (GO): regulation of jasmonic acid mediated signaling pathway; response to wounding; regulation of defense response
Cellular component (GO): nucleus
Source: RefSeq, a predicted model, not a curated record
UUGUAUUGCCAGAUUCCUUCGUUGGAAACACAAACACUUCAACCUCAUCCUCUCUCUCUCUCUCUCUCUCUCUCUGGUCCCUCUUCGUUGCCUCUGUUUGAUAACUUCAAAUUCAAACGCUCUUGUACGACAUCGACCUCUGAUUUCUUCAAUUCUCUGAGCUACGACCCUCCUGUGGUCUCUCUCUUAGUACAAAUCCCCUGUUUUCUCGGUGAAUUUGGGGCGAAAUGUCGAGCUCCUCGGCUUUUUCCGGCCAGAAGCCGACCAAGUUGCCGGAGAAGCCUUCUUUCUCCCAGACCUGUAGUCUGCUGAGUCACUACCUGAAGGAGAAAGGCAGCUUUGGAGAUCUUACCCUCGGGAUGACGCGCAGCACCGAAGCAAUUGGUGGGUCAACUGAAGCAUCUUGUCAGACUGCGACGACCAUGGACUUAUUUCCAGCCAAGGAAAGCUCUGUAACAACACAGGAUUUACUCUCAAAUUCCAGUGUGCCUAAGCUUCUGACUAAGGAGCCCAAAGCUGCACAGUUGACAAUCUUCUACGCCGGACAAGUCAUUGUUUUCGAUGAUUUUCCGGCCGAGAAAGCCAAAGAGAUCAUGUCUUUCGCCAGCAAAGGAGAGGCUCAAAGCCAGAACCCCCCUGCUUAUACUUUUGCUCGGAGCGCACCUUCUUUCCCUGCUAAUUUGGUCAGAGCCUCUGCUGAUCCCAGUGCCUCCAUUUCUCCUCAUCCUCAAGCUCCAUCCAGACCUGUCACUUGUGAUCUACCUAUUAUGCGUAACGCAUCGCUUCACCGGUUCUUGGAGAAGAGAAAGGAUAGAAUUGCUGCCAAAGCACCGUAUCAAGCAAGCAACCCCACUGGGGGUCCUAGCAAGCCAGUAGAGUCAAUGCCUUGGCUGGGAAUAGCUGCUAAAUCGGCACAAAACUGAGCAUCUGGGCUUUCAUAAUUUUGACUAUUUUGGUUGUACACUUUAGAAUAUCUUGAUGGGCUUUUGUGCGAGACUACUGUUUGCUAUACAACUGACUUGGGCUCAGAUGGGCCUUAUUAUAGAUCUAACUUUCGGAUUGUAUUAAUUAGUUGUUUUACUUUUAUUGGAUGUAUCAACAAAGCAAAACUUUUAUUAGAUAUUUCCUUGUACUGAAA